UUCAAUUUUGAAUUCCCAAAAUCAUAUUUUGUUCAUCUGUGCCAGGUUUCCAUUGGACUACUUCGACGAUGUGGCGACCAUAUUGAAUCGUAAUGCAUUAUGGGUCGUGUAGGGGGCAAACAAAGCUUCGUUACAGUGAAGUCGAUUAUCAUUAACAACUCAUCACGAGAGAAUACGAAAAAAAGAUUUGCACCAAAAGAGUGGGACUGGGAAGCGGCGGGCUUCCUGUGUUAUCCUUACUUGGAUCACGUUGUAAGAAUGUCAGCGGAUGUUCUCUUCAAACCAAAAUGGCGGCUAACAUGGUGAACAGAGUAGUAAUGCCAGGAGACAUAUUAGGCAGUAUACAAGACAUCCAACAUCAAUCUGAGAAUAAAAAUACCAAGCCAAGACUAGGACCCGGCUUAAGACAAGAAAAAGAUAUUGUUAUUGCUUUUAAAUCAGGCGUUCUCAGGCAUCGCAGUCCUGCAACUUUCUGGAUUGACACGAAUCAAAAACGAUACAUUCCAGUAAAGGAAGAAAGGGUCAUUGGUGUCGUGUUAAACAAAGCUGGAGAUAAUUUUAAAGUGGACAUUGGUACGAGUAUUUCUGCAUCGCUGUCGUCUCUGGCCUUUGAAGGAGCAACGAAAAAAAAUCGACCAAAUCUACAGAUUGGAGACAUAGUAUAUGCGAGACUUGCAGUUGCAAAUAAAGACAUGGAACCAGAGUUAGACUGCACAGAUGGUAGUGGACACAGCACAGGCCUUGGACCAUUAAAUGGAGGAUUUAUGUUUACAUGUUCUCUUGGUCUAUCCAGAAAGUUGUUAAGCAAGGACUUUACUCUACUUCCACUCAUUGGGAAAUAUUUCCCAUUUGAAUGUACUGUGGGCUCUAAUGGUAGAGUCUGGAUAAAUGCAAAAACAUUAGCCCACGUAAUUGCAAUUUCAAAUGCCAUCACUAAUGCUGAGUAUAUGACAGACAAGCAGAUACAUACAAUGGUGAGACAGCUUGUCGAAGGGAUCAUGUAAUGAAGAAGAAAAUCCAAAUAUUGAGUGCAUUAUGCACUUACUUAGGUCUGCUGUUUUUCUUAAGACACCAACAUUUUAUCUGACCAAGAGUUCUAGAUACAGUACACCCAAAGCCAAAGCCAGUCUUGGAAUCAGAUGCAACGAAACAAUCCGUUUUACCAAUAGGGUUUUGAACCAACACGUGACAGAAGCCAUGUUACAUGUAGAUGGCAGCAAGAAUGGGUAAUAGGCCCUUUGCAGUUAACGGUCACGUGUCUGUACUGGACUGCAAAAUKUUUGUUUUUAUAUUAAAUUGGUGAUUCUUUUUAGCUACUUGUAAAGAACUGAAUGAAAACAUGU
Molecule: messenger RNA, 1343 nt
Organism: Actinia tenebrosa (Australian red waratah sea anemone)
Lineage: Eukaryota; Metazoa; Cnidaria; Anthozoa; Actiniaria; Actiniidae
Product: putative exosome complex component rrp40
Biological process (GO): poly(A)-dependent snoRNA 3'-end processing; U4 snRNA 3'-end processing; CUT catabolic process
Cellular component (GO): nuclear exosome (RNase complex); cytoplasmic exosome (RNase complex)
Molecular function (GO): RNA binding
Source: RefSeq, a predicted model, not a curated record